Messenger RNA from Carlito syrichta (Philippine tarsier), 309 nucleotides. It is a transcript of the gene GNG14, whose product is annotated as G protein subunit gamma 14. The record is from RefSeq and is a predicted model, not a curated record. Gene Ontology annotation, molecular function: G-protein beta-subunit binding. Lineage: Eukaryota; Metazoa; Chordata; Mammalia; Primates; Tarsiidae. Gene Ontology annotation, biological process: G protein-coupled receptor signaling pathway. Gene Ontology annotation, cellular component: heterotrimeric G-protein complex.
AUGUCCAGCAAGGUGGCCAUCGGCAGCGACAUCGGGCAGGCCCGCCGGACAGUGGAGCAGCUGCGGAUGGAGGCAGGCAUCGCUGUGAAGGUGAGGGUCGAGGCAGACACGAGACAGGGAGGGCUGGGCCCACGGAGCGGGGGACAGGUGCAUGCCUGGGUCUGGCUGACCGGGUUGGCCUGCAGGUGUCCAACAGCUGCUGACCUGUUGCAGCUCUGCACGGAGCAGGCCAAGAGCGACCCCUUCCUCGUGGGCAUCCCAGCCGCCACCAACCCCUUCAAGGAGAAGAAGCCCUGUACCAUCCUCUGA